AUGGGUUUUUUGGGCUGUUUGGGAGAUUCUUUGGCUACUCCACUGACUAUGUAUGUUCUAAGUGGAGCAUUAAACUCAUUUGGAACUGCUGAUCAGUCUAUUGCCAAGGAGGUGGUCAACAUGUAUGCGCUCAAGCUACUCUAUGUGGCUGUUGGAGUUGGAUUCGCUGCUUUCCUCGAAGGAGUUUGUUGGACAAGAACUGCUGAGAAGCAAACAUCUCGCAUACGGAUGGAAUACUUAAAAUCAGUCCUCAGACAAGAAGUUGGUUUCUUUGAUAACCAAGAUGUUUCAUCUACCUCCUUUCAAGUUGUCUCAAGCAUCUCUGCUGAUGCCCACCUAAUUCAAGAUGUUAUAGCUGAGAAGAUACCCACAUGCUUGACUCAAUUCUUUGCAUUCAUUUUCAACCUAGUAGUUGCCUUUCUACUUUCAUGGCGACUUGCAUUGGUUUCUCUUCCGUUUGCAAUUGGAUUUAUAGUUCCAGGGGUGGGAUUUGGGAAACUAAUGAUGAACCUAGGAAUCAAGAGUAAGGAGGCUUAUGGGGUUGCAGGUGGUGUUGCUGAACAGGCAAUAUCAUCUAUUCGAACUGUCUACUCGUAUGUGGGUGAGGAUAAAACACUUGAUAGAUUCAGCCAAGCUCUACGGGAAAGUACGAAGAUUGGCAUAAAGCAAGGAAUAGUGAAGGGGUUAUUGAUAGGAAGCAUGGGAAUAAUAUUUGUAACUUGGGCAUUUCAAUCUUGGAUAGGGAGCAUUCUUGUCACUGAGAAAGGAGAAAGUGCUGGCCGUGUUUUCGUAUCUGGCGUCUGUAUCAUCAUUGGAGGAAUGUGCCUUAUGAGUGCACUCCCUAAUAUCCGGUCCAUCACAGAGGCAUCAGCUGUUAUGAAAGGAAUUUUUGAGUUGAUUGACCAUAUCCCUCAAAUAGACUCUGAAAAUGCCACGGGGAAAGUUUUAGCAGAUGUACGAGGACAAAUUGAGUUUAGAGAUGUUUAUUUCAGUUAUCCAUCACGAAAGGACACACUUAUCCUCCAGGGAUUCAACCUUAAAUUAAAAGCUGGUAAGACAGUUGGCCUUGUGGGAGGAAGUGGUUCUGGUAAAUCCACUAUUGUUUCUUUGCUUGAAAGGUUUUAUGACCCCAUAAAAGGAGAUAUACUACUUGAUGGGCACAGGAUUAAAAAGCUCCAGCUGAAUUGGUUGAGAUCUCAGAUGGGGUUGGUAAAUCAACAGCCAAUUCUCUUUGCAACAUCCAUAAAGGAAAAUAUACUUUUUGGGAAGGAAGAUGCUUCAAUGGAACAGGUUAUUAGUACGGCUAAGGCUUCAAAUGCACACGACUUCAUCGACAAAUUACCAGAAGGAUAUGAUACUCAAGUGGGAGAAUUUGGCAUUCAAUUAUCAGGAGGGCAAAAGCAAAGGAUAGCAAUAGCAAGGGCAUUGCUUAAAGAUCCACGAAUUCUUUUGCUUGACGAAGCUACUAGUGCUUUAGAUACACAAUCUGAACGCAUAGUACAGGCAGCCAUUGAUCAAGCUUCAAUAGGAAGAACCACAAUUAUAAUUGCUCAUCGCCUCAGCACCAUUCGAAAUGUUGAUAAUAUUCUGGUACUUCAAUCUGGGAGAGUUGUUGAAUCAGGAUCUCAUGAUGAGCUGAUGCAGAAAAGUGAUGGAGAAGGUGGAGUUUUUAUUGAAAUGAUGAAAGUCCAGCAAUCAGUAGUACAGUAUAAGGCCCCUGAUAGUCCCUAUCAUCCCAUUGAGGGAAGAUACCAUAGGAAGGCCCAUACUCCUAAGUCUCCUUUCAGUGUAAGGUCAAGCAGGCAAAACAGUCCUGCUUCUGCCUUUAUCCCAGAAUUAAUCUUGAGUGGAGUUACAUCAAUACAAAACAGUCCCAUAUCCACCUCCAGAGAUUCUCAUGACAGCAAUGUUGAAAAAUCGGACAGUUCUUCUCCAAGUCUUUCAAAUUGGCGCUUACUUCAUAUGAAUGCACCAGAGUGGAAGAGUGCCUUGCUUGGAUGUCUUGGGGCUGUUGUCUCUGGGGCAGUCCAGCCAGUAUAUGCCUAUUCAAUGGGCACAGUGAUCUCAGUAUAUUUUUUGAAGGACAGCUCAAAACUAAAAUCUGAGAUCAGAUUUUACUGCUUCAUCUUCCUAAGUGUAGGUUUUAUCAGCUUCAUUUCCAAUCUACUGCAGCAUUAUAAUUUUGCAAUCAUGGGAGAGCGAUUAACCAAGAGGAUACGGGAAAAUUUUCUUCAGAAAGUGCUCACAUUCGAGGUUGGGUGGUUUGAUCUAGAUGAGAAUACAAGUGCUGCAGUUUGUGCACGGCUGUCCACUGAAGCCACUAUAUUUCGAUCACUUGUUGGAGAUCGUAUUUCAUUACUCGUUCAGGUCUUCACAACUGCUUCUAUUGCCUUCGUGCUUGGAUUAAUUGUUGCAUGGAAAGUUGCAAUUGUAAUGAUUGCAAUACAACCUUUAACUAUUGCAAGCUUCUACUCCAAAGGUGUUCUGAUGAAAAGAAUGUCCAAAAAUGCCCAAAAAGCUCAAAAUGAAGGAAGCCAACUGGCAAGUGAUGCAGUGGUCAAUCACAGGACCAUCACUGCGUUCUCUUCUCAGAAAAGAAUUCUUGACCUCUUUGCAGCAACGCUGAAAGGCCCACGAAAAGAGAGCAUAAAACAAUCAUGGAUUUCUGGAGUAGGCUUGUUUAGUUCCCAAUUUCUAACUGCAGCUUCUAUAGCUUUGACAUUUUGGUAUGGUGGGACUCUGAUGAACCCAAGGGAUUAG
Fraxinus pennsylvanica is the source of this 2760-nucleotide messenger RNA. The record is from the annotation of a GenBank genome assembly. NCBI's taxonomy places the organism in Eukaryota, Viridiplantae, Streptophyta, Magnoliopsida, Lamiales, Oleaceae.